AUGGACAUUGUCACAAAGCAGCUUUACAGAAAUAAAUAUAUUCAGGAUAUAAAUUGUAAAUAUGUGAAUUUAUCCCUAAUGAGUGAGCCAGAGGCAAUGUUGGUGAGGAAAAACUCCCUAAGAGGACAUGAGGAAGAAACCUUGAGAGGAACCAGGCUCAAAAGGGAACCAUCCUCAUCUGGUUUUCACAUGAAGUCUGUUGGAGACCUGAGUGCAAAACUGCUCGCGGCAACCUCAGCCCCAAAGCCAUUACAGUACAGCUCCCCAAGCCAUCUCCACGGCCCCCAAGUGGCUCCAUCCCCAGCAAUCCAAACAGAUCUUCAGGCCGUCCAUAUGGGGCCACCCCCAGCAGCACACUGCUGCCAUCUGCUGGUGAAGAGGGUGUAUGUUAGCUGGUAUAAUGGUGGUUCAGGACUACUUUAUCAGUGUAGUCAUGUGGCUCUGAUGGCGGAUGGAUACCAUAAAACUCUCAGAAUGAAACCUAAAGUUACCGAAACUACUUACAGCAUUGCACCAGUGUUGGAAAGUUACAGAUUAAAGUCCAUAAGAAGAGAUUUGAUCCUCUUUGUGCCACCAAAACAGCUCUGAGCCGUCGAGGCCUGGACUCCACAAGACCUCUGAAGGUGUGUGUGGUUUCUGGCACCAAGACAUUAGCAGAAUCCUUUAAGUCCUGUAAGUUGUGAGGUGGAGCCUCCAUGGAUCAGGCUUGUUUGUCCAACACGUCCCACAGCUGCUCGAUCAGACUGAGAUCGGGGGAAUUUGGAGGCCAAGUCAACACCAUGAACUCUUUGUCAUGUUCCUCAAACCGUUCCUGAACAUUUUUUUCCGUCUCGGUGCAAGCUCGGUUGCAGAGGAUAGUGAGACAGCUGAGAAGAGCAUCCACAUGAUGUAAAAGAAAAUGUGAUUCAUCAGACCAGCCCACCUUCUUCCAUUGCUCCAUGGUCCAGUUCUGAUGCUCACCUGUCCAUUGUAGGAGCUUUCGGUGGUGGACAGGAGUCAACAUGGGCACACUGUGAUGCACUGUGUGUUCUGACACCUUUCUAUCAGAGCCAGCUUUAACUUUUCAGCAGUUUGUGCUAUAGUAGCUCUUCUGUGGGAUCAGACCAGAUGGACUAGCCUUCACUCCCCACGCUCAUCAGUGAGCCUUGGGCGUCCAUGACCCUGUCGCUGGUUCACCGGUGGUCCUUCCUUGGACCACUUUUG
Pangasianodon hypophthalmus (striped catfish) is the source of this 1203-nucleotide messenger RNA. Its product is annotated as C-C motif chemokine 3-like. Gene Ontology annotation, molecular function: chemokine activity; CCR chemokine receptor binding. NCBI's taxonomy places the organism in Eukaryota, Metazoa, Chordata, Actinopteri, Siluriformes, Pangasiidae. Gene Ontology annotation, biological process: cellular response to tumor necrosis factor; chemokine-mediated signaling pathway; monocyte chemotaxis. The coding region runs from base 1 to 588 and encodes 195 amino acids. Gene Ontology annotation, cellular component: extracellular region. The transcript is spliced from 5 exons. The record is from RefSeq and is a predicted model, not a curated record.